Brassica rapa (field mustard) is the source of this 3657-nucleotide messenger RNA. Its product is annotated as autophagy-related protein 13b. The record is from RefSeq and is a predicted model, not a curated record. Lineage: Eukaryota; Viridiplantae; Streptophyta; Magnoliopsida; Brassicales; Brassicaceae. Gene Ontology annotation, biological process: protein localization to phagophore assembly site; mitophagy; autophagosome assembly. Gene Ontology annotation, cellular component: phagophore assembly site; cytosol; Atg1/ULK1 kinase complex.
AAAAAUAAAAUUUUAGACUUCCAAAUUAUUAAAAUCUUUAUUAAAUCGUCUAAGAUCUCCAAAAUCUCAGAGUCCGCUCCCCAGAAAAAACCAAUGUAACUGAAUGAUAAUAACAAACCCACAUACGACGUUUUGGGGAAUCUAUGUUCAAGCGCUACUAAAUGUAUUUUGUUUUUAUUUUUCUACUCAAAGCUACUUUUAUCGUAGGCCAAUCAAGUUCCAUUCUAUGAUUUAGUAUACAUAUUUAUUUUGAAUUUAAGGAACUCUUGAGAACCUCCUAAGUCCUAACAAAAGUGUUUAAAUAACCUAAUAAAUGUCAUGUUUAAACGUUCUUGAUAGUAUAUAAGGUUUACGUUCCUAACUCAAAUUUUCAACACCCACCAAAAACCAAGACUCUCAAGAUUUUGUUAGAAACAAAAGGUUGGUUUUGCUUAAACCUUCGGUUUCUAACAAAAUCAACGACAAAACUCCACAACAAGAAAUAUAAAACGAAUCUCUGAAAAUAACAAGUUAGUUGUUAUGGAUCAAGAAAACUGAUAAAUGAAAAUCUCUAGAGACGUAGUCAAAAGCUAUUAGAUUUCAAAUAUAGCCUUCCAUGCCUCUUCGGUCUCCAUGGCCAUGUCAUCCAUGGUCCCAUAUUUUGAGAAGAUGAAUAAAAAUGUUGAAAGGUUCUUAUAUUCCCUUUCCUUCUAAUUAGCAAUCAAAUAGUUCCAAAGGUGUAUAUGUUCCAAAGCUAUUAUCAUUACUUUUAAGGUAUUAGAAAAAAGUAAAAAAAAAGAUAUUUUUCAAAAUUUUGUAUGUUUCCAAAGCCACUGUCAUUAACUUUAAUCUAUCUAGAAAACAUAUAUUCUCUUAUGAAUUAACAACAAAAACAUAUCAAAACCUUAGAUAAAGCAAACUAGUUGAGCAAAAUGGAGUUGGUUCAAUGGUAAAUAUCUUAUAGCUACUUAACUCUUUCUUUAAGGAAAUAUUGACUUUAUUAUCUAAUGAAUUUGGUUUAUAUUCAGUCAAUGUAUCAUAUAAAAUAAUGUUCUAGAAACACAUUUAUUAUACAUCCAUAUCUCAUGCAAUGACAAAACUAAAUCAAUUGCAUCAAUUUCUUUUAGUCAGUUGCAACAGAUUUUCCUUAAUAACAUUUUACUAAAUAUAACAAUUUUUUGAUUGGCCAAUCAAACGAUUUAAAAAAAAGGUUUUCACUUUGGAGCCAUAAUUGGUAUAUUCGUAACUUCCCUUACCUAAAGAAUGACCCACUCCAAAAGCAAAAAUAAUAAAUUUGAAAGAAGAAAAAAAAAACAAAUUAAAUAAAAAAAAUUGAAAGUAUAAGUGUGUAUCGAACGAGUCAUGAAGAAGAUAUCAUAUCAUCACCGUCUCUGAAUAAACAAAGUAAGAAUAGAACGAGCAAAGUGUUUGAAGUUCGAAAGUCGACAAAACCUCACUUGAUUCGAUUCAGUUUCGGUUUCUAAGGAUUUGAAACCGCAACACAAAACAAGGUUCCAGAUUUAGUAAUCGAAAGUUUUCUCCUUUUUUUCCUUUUUCAUCCUUAGGGUUCUCCAAUUUCGCCGAUAAAAUCGUGAAAAAAUACCAAAAAAACAGUUCAAAGAAGAAGACGAAGAUAGUCUUCGAAGUUUAAAGGAGCGACACAGGCGAGGAAAGGAAUCGGUGUGUCUUCAGACCCAAAAAAGAUGAACAGGAGUAGCAGCAAUUCAGAAGGUGCUAAAGCAGAGCAGAUCAUAUUCGAGUUCUUCGCCAAAAGCCUCCACAUCAUCCUCGAAUCAAGGACUCCUUUCAUGUCUUCCCGAAACUUCAGCGGCGACCAGAUGAUCUGCUCCCCUUCCCCUUCCUCCUCCUCCUCAUCUUCCUCUAGCGUCAGGCCCCGCGACAAAUGGUUCAACCUAGCCCUCAGAGAAUGCCCUGCAGCCUUAGAGAGUUUCGACAUCGGCCGCAGAAGCAGCCUCGAGCCUCUGGUCGUCGAUGUAGUUCUUGUAGCGAGACAACCAUUUCAGAUGAGUUUGUCAGAUCAAGAUGAGUUAGCGUGUGAGACAAAGAACGAGCAAGUUAUAGAGAGGUGGUUGGUGCAGUACGAUAACAGAAAGGGUAGGGAAGCUGCUGCUUCCAGGUCGAGUAGUAGUAACAGUAAGCUGCAAGUGAUGUAUAAGAAAGCGACUUUGCUGCUGAGAUCACUCUUUGUGAUGGUUAGGCUUUUGCCUGCUUACAAGAUCUUCCGGGAACUCAACUCCUCCGGACAGAUCUGCAAGUUUAAGCUCGUCCCUAAGGUCCCCACCAUUGUCGAGCCGUUCACUCGGAGAGAAGAGGCGGAGAUGCAGAAGUUCGCUUUUGCUCCGGUUGACACCGUCUGCGGUAGGCUUUGCAUGUCGGUGAUGUAUCGCUCUCUCUCUGACGUGAGCUGUGAACACUCGGCUCCUGUCUCUCCGACGUUUAUAACGGACUACGUUGGGAGUCCUUUGGCUGAUCCGUUGAAGAGGUUCCCUUCUCUGCCUCUCUCUUACGGUUCGCCUCCGUUGCUGGCGUUUCAGAGGCGGCAUAGCUGGAGUUUCGAUAGGUUCAAGGCCUCCUCUCCUCCGCCUUCGGUUUCUUGCUCGCCGUCUCCUACGCGGUCGGAUUCGCAGGCGUUGGUUCGUCGUCUUCCUGAUAUACCUACUGGUCGUAGGAAGGAUGAAGAGAGAGACUUCUCCCCUCCUUGCUCUCCUUCAGGACCUGUCUCGAGAGGCAUCACGCGUACUGAGAGUGCUCCUGUUAGAAUCCCGGCUCCUAGUUUUGAGUCCAAGCAAAACUUGGUGGCGCCUUCUCCUCGUUUGAAACUGUUGAGACAGGCUUCUUUGAAGCCUGUGAGGAACAGUGGUGGUGCUGUUGAAUCUGGAGCAGGGUUGGAGAAGCUGUUUCUUUAUGGGAGAGAAGACUUUAGGAGGAGCUCUGGAGUGAGGCUGUCUACCAACAGCUCACCGAGGAUAUCGUUUUCUCGAAGUUCGAGUAGAUCAUACCAAGAAGAUUUUGAUGAUAAUGACUUCCCUUGCCCGUUUGAUGUUGAGUAUGACGAGAUUACUGAUCCUAGCAGCAGACCAGGGUCUUUCGACCAGAGAGGAGAUAUACAUGAACCACCACUUGAGUCAAGCGGCUCCUACCCAAAGAAGUCACAAGAUGCUGCAGUUGGUACUCUUGUGAAUAUGCUGAAGAAAGCUCCGCCUCUCAGACAAGACGUCUCUGAAUCUUCCAUACCUGAGAUUUACUGGAACAACAACAACAAGAAACCUGCAGGGGCUCACGAGGUGGCAGCGGCGUCUAUGACAGCGUCGGGGAUUGCUCUGGCGGCGAAGACAACAGCGGAUGCGUUGGAAGAGUUGAGGUCGUACAAGGAAAUGAAGAAUGUGUUGCUUAGCCAAUCCACAAUGGGUUCUUCCUCAGUUACUACUUCACCCUUUGCUGUAUCAGGAUCUUGACCCUUUCUUUGGGUUUCGGUUUGUUUCUGGUUAGUUUCGGUAUUGGUGUUUUGGUUUUGAUUACAUAAUGUAUAAUUAGCUCGUAAGUUUGAUAUUGGUCGGUAUCCAUGUAAAUAAACUUUGUACCCCAAAAAAAACCAAAAAAACUCUGUAAAUAAAUGGUAAACCUUUAAAAAAAAUAUAAAAUAUAUAUAUAAAGAUA